AUGAAGCGAUCACAAAUAGCUCCUCCUGCUUCCGCUUCCGCUUCCGAUGAGGUUGAGGAUACGGAUGCUAAUAUAAACAAAGACGACAGAUUCAGUGGUCUUCCCGAUGAAGUUGUUCAUCGUAUUCUGUCCCCUCUUCCCUACUCAGAUGUAAUCCGAGUCGGAAGCUUGUCGAAAAGAUGCAGGCAAGUUGGUUCCUCCAUUCCCACCUUGAAUUUUUCUCAAUUUCCCUCAGAUUCUACAGACACCUUCGACAAGCGAUUGGAGCUGCUGGCUUCCUUGGACAACUUCUUCUCCCGCCGCCAGCUCGCUAAUGGCAAAGACAAGAUACGGUUACAAACCUUUGAUCUUGAGUGGGAGUUUCCGCACCAUGGAUUUGAGCGGGAUACCAACAUCCCAAAUUGGAGGGACAAUGAGGCACGUCGAGUUUGCGCUUCUAUUCGUAAUGCUGUCGACUGUCGUCUUGAAAAUCUCUCUGUUUUCUAUGGGAUAUGGUCGUCUGCCAACGCCAAACGUGAACCAGUUGAGUUUCCUUGUUGCGCUUUCAACUGUGGGUCUCUGAAGUCUAUAGAUCUUGAAAUGUUUGAUACAAUUAUUAAAGCUCGCAGCAUUGCUACUUGCACUGUUUCUAAUCUGGUUUGCUUGAGGUUGAAAGAAGUGACUGUGGAAGAUGGUGACGGAUUUUGUAAAUGGGUUUCGUCGGCCUGCAGAUUUCUUAAGGAAUUGGUACUCAAAGAUGUGGCUAGGUUACAAAAUAUCACCAUUGAAAGCCCGUCUUUGAAGUCGUUUCGGCUGCACUUGAUUUCGGGGUGGAGCCCCCUCCACCAUCUUCAUAUCUCUGCUGAGAAACUUGAGCGUGUAAAUAUAGCUUGCAAUGGCAGGCCGUUGGAAAUCUCUGCUCCAAAUCUUAGGUACUUGAGGAUGCAAUGGAGAGGAACCAAGAUGAUGAACAUUCGGAAUCCAGGGGAAUUUAAUCGUUUGGAAAAAGCAGAGCUUGAAGUUGUCCACAAUCAGCCCGGAGUUGAGAUGGAAACCGCAUCUCAUGAUCAGUUCCUCCUCUCUAGUGUUGUUCAAAGUGUUAAAGUUCUUGCUUUACACGACCGAUGGACUAUAACAACUCUGUCCAAGGAAGGUUGCACUGCACCACCAUUACAUAACGUUUGGUGCUUGCGAAUGAGUACCUGGAGUUUUGACGAGUUUGACAACAACCUAGUUCCAACAGUGGCCUCUCUUUUCAAAAGACUCCCUAAUUUGAAUACCUUGGAGAUUUACGUGUCCCAUUUGUUCGGAAAACCAGAACAUGGAUUUGAUAGCGCAUAUUGGCAACUCCAAAACCUGGAUUUUAUAUCCCAGCUUAAGCAUGUAACCUUAGAGUUAGAGGUCUCUGAAGGGUUUAACGACUCUAAUCUAAUCGAGUUUGCAAGGUAUGUGCUCGAACAUGCUCAGAAUUUGAAGAAAAUGGCUGUGAUUUGUGAACCCAGUCAGUCAAGGUUGAUAAGUUCGAUAAGGUCGGUCACGAGUACUUCCAAUGCCUCAGUUGUCUUUCUGGAAAAAGGCUCUAUCUGCACUUCCGUGAUUUGGCACGCCUAUUCCGCGGGAUCUGUACAAGAACUGAAUAAUCGCUUGAUCGAUCCUCUUCCUGAUGUGGCUUAG
Malus domestica (apple) is the source of this 1653-nucleotide messenger RNA. RefSeq names its product F-box/FBD/LRR-repeat protein At1g80470-like. The record is from RefSeq and is a predicted model, not a curated record. Gene Ontology annotation, molecular function: protein binding. NCBI's taxonomy places the organism in Eukaryota, Viridiplantae, Streptophyta, Magnoliopsida, Rosales, Rosaceae.